This is a messenger RNA of Prunus mume (Japanese apricot), 630 nucleotides long. NCBI's taxonomy places the organism in Eukaryota, Viridiplantae, Streptophyta, Magnoliopsida, Rosales, Rosaceae. The record is from RefSeq and is a predicted model, not a curated record.
AUGGCCAGAAUUCCAGUGGUAGAUUUCUCGAAAGCAGACUCCUUGAAGCCCGGAACAAGCUCUUGGCUCUCGGCACGCAAAGAUGUUUGUCGGGCACUCGAAGAUCUCGGAUGCUUCAUGGCAACAAUCCUACCCAGCAAAGUUCCUCCGGGACUUCACAAAACCAUCUUUGAUGCAUUUGACGAACAUUUUUGGCCAACUGAAAACGACCAAUUUUGUGAGAGUGUUGAUUUGUAUGCAGAAGUGAUGGCAGAGAUAGAUGAAGUUGUGACAAGAAUUCUAUUUGAAAGCUGUGGUGUGGAGAAGUACCAUGACAAUCACUUCCGAUUGACUUUUCACAAUCUCCGGCUUAUAAAAUACAAAGUACCUGAGAAACUUGGAGGUGACGUGGGUUUACGCAGUCAUACAGACAAGACCUUUUUAUCCAUAGCAGGUGAUGCAUUUAAGGUUUGGAGCAAUGGCAGAAUAAGAUCUUGUAAACAUAGAGUGACUUUGAGGGAAAAUGAGGUCAGAUACUCGUUGGGGCUAUUUUCUUUCCAGGAAGGGGUGAUACAAAUACCCAACGAGCUUAUCGACAAGGACCACCCAAUCCAAUAUAAGCCAGUGCACUUGUUGUAUAAGUUUAUGUAA